Molecule: messenger RNA, 762 nt
Organism: Guillardia theta CCMP2712
Lineage: Eukaryota; Cryptophyceae; Pyrenomonadales; Geminigeraceae
Exons: 2
Coding region: 1-762 (253 amino acids)
Source: RefSeq, a predicted model, not a curated record
AUGGAUGCGAUGGAUCUCCCUGCCAAGGGGCCGGAGGGGGAGGAGGGCGUCCACUACUACGCCCCGCAGAGCAACUACGCAAACGGGUGCACGAUGUGCACCCCGGCCUGCUCUCGAGGCUCUUCGACCGCUUCCCGCUGGCGGACUCGGAAGGAGGAGAUGGAGCGGCUGAUGGCGCUCGCCAGCCACCUCCACACCAAGAUGAUACAGGAGUGCCGGGGGAUGCACCGCAUGUUCUCGAUCGCGGACGUGAGGGGGAGGAUCGAGUGCCCCGAGUCGGUCCGCUGCACGGAGGUGAUGGGCACCGUCCAGAGCCUCCCGAGCGACUUCAUCCAGCAGUUCGACGGGGAUGGGAACGCGAUCUGCAUCGUGACGGACCUCCCCAAGCUGGUGGAGUGCAUGCCGGAGGAGUCCGCCGUCCUCGUCAACGCCAACUUCCACACCGUGGCGCUGGUCCGCUGGGAGGGGGGGCUCUGGUUCUUUGACCCGAUGGUGGCCUGCAUCAGGGGCAUGGCGGGGCCGCGGGAGGCGCUCAACUUCAUCUGCGAGCGCUGCAUCCCCACCCACUGCCAGGAGUUCACCGGGAUGUUGAUCAAGCCAUCGGCGCGAAGCCCACCAUGUGAUGGAGAAGGGGCGAUGCUCCUCCCCUGGAAGGGGGGUGUCUGGCAGGGCUGGCUGUGGAAGAACCGCAGUUUCAGCCCCGCCCCGAUGUUGCAGAGCUCCACCUGCCCCGACAAGACGUCCUUGGUCAGGGAGCCCUGA